UUAUUGGAUGAUAUUGAACUGUGAAUUCUAAGACUUUACCCAUCACUCUUUUGGUUGGUGAAAAAAAAAAUUAUUUAAGAUCAUCGCUGCGCUAAAACCAUUCACGUAAAGUUAACAAUGAAGUAAAGAAGUAUAUGAAAAAAUGAAUGUAAACACAGUGUAAUGAGAACAUCAUUGUCGAUUACCGUUAGAUACCACAAGUUCAGAGUACUCGCUGUAAAUACCAAUUAUUAUUAUGCCUUAGAGGAUGAUAAUAAAGUCUUGCAUUUUGCAUUGUGAAGUGUUAAAUGGAAAAUUUCUCAAGCAAUAAACUGCAAUCCUUAAGUCCAUUAAAAGAAAUUUAUGUUAGAUCAACUGCAUUAACAUAAUUUACCGAGUCGAUAACCAGCACACGAAUUGACAAUUUAUACGCGAGCAACCGUAAUUUGAUGCAAAAUGGGAAACUCGGGCAGUGCUCAUUCAGCUGUGCCAAAUUCCAUCGAUCACAACAAUUAUCGUCAUUCACCUAGUCAAUGGUCACAGUCGGUUCCACGAGAAUCUACAAAUCGCCACACGCACCAAAUCAAAGUUUUACCAGAACUUAAGGGUGGUGCACGCCUUCGAGCCACCAAUAAUGGAAAUAUUUUACAUGGUGGUGGGACGCUAUCGGGGAGGAGAGAUUUAGUGUUGCACAAUGGUGUGUUUCGUACAAGAAGCACAUCGUCUACGCGAAGUCCAGAUCCGUCUGAAACGAGCACACGUCUGCCACCACAUCCACAUCAGUUAAUGCAACGCUCACAAACUCAAUUAAAUAUCAUAAGAAAACAGCCGGGGCUAGGUAAAUUACCCGAAAAUAAUCCCAUCAAACGGUCUGGAUCAGAACCAGACUUGAGAGGAAGUGGUGAUGAACGAAAUGAUGGUCCGAAGAUGGACUCUCGAGGUAACAUGGACAAAAAUAAUUUGCCAAAAGCAAAGUUAAUAAGAAACAAGAAGAAGAAAGCGGCUCCUUUGCCACCCGUACAAGUGAAAGCAAAUCAAGCAUCAAUGGAAAGAAAAUCCCUGAACUACGAUCCGAGUCGGUUUGGUUGGAAGAAGCCGGAAGAAAACUUACCUAAUAAUAAGGAAAAUGUGGAGGAAAAGGAAGCUCCGAAAAAAUUACGUUUAUUCAAGACAAAAGCGGAAACCCAAAAAGGCAAUGAAGUGACAGUAUUUCAAAAAGAGAUUGAAAAAGCCGCGCAAGCUAAAAAUCAUUUAAAUCGAUAUUCAAAUACAGAACGGCAAUCAUUUAAUAGCCUCCCAUUUAAUCAUGAUACACACAAUACUGAAUUCGAUCGACUGUCCGAUCAUCACGAAGAAAACGUACCGCCAAUGCCACAACUGUUUCGAAGAGAAAAAUCGUUUGAUUUGAGUUUGCUAAUGCAACAGAAGCAAUCACACUUUGGUGCCAAUUCGUUUGCUAACAAAGAAACACAUUUACCAUCAACAAACAACGUUGUUAAUCAGCGUUCAAUACCCGUAAGUCGCAUGUCUUCAGUUGAAUCUAAACUUCGAUCGAGAAAGUUUUCACAGCCAGUGACAUCACCUACAAUAUCCGGAAAUAAUACUGAAACGGACUUUAAAAAAGAAUUGUUAGCCGCUACUCGUAGACGAUCACAGAAUAUUAUCUUAAAGAGACAAGAUGAAUCCGCAGUAAUCGAUUCAAAAUUGUUGAGCAAGAGCUGCGAGGAAUUGGAAAAAAGCUUGCCAAAUAAAUCAUUUGAAAAACCAGUGAACAAGCCAAUCGAUGAAGUGAAACUUGAGGAUUGUAGGAGUAUCCGAAAGCCUCUGGCUAAAGAAGAAAACGAAGAAAGGCAUCAGAAUCAUGUCAUCGAAUCCGCAACGAAAACGUUUUAUUUUGGUAUGACUGGAGACCAGUCGAUGCUAAUGAACGAAGAAUUACCAGUUAUCCAUAAAUCCACCAUAGAUUUGAUGCCUACAUCGAAUCACUUUUCCGAACUGGAUUCUGAGUCUACCGAUUCCAGUCUAUCGUCAGCACUGAUAGACCAUUUCCCAAUGCAUUUAAUCCAAACAAUAGACGAUCAUCUGAAUGACCCGGACAGUAAUCCUAAUGGAAUUCAACUGCAUGUGCGUCCAACACUACCGCGAAGGCAAUACGAAGUUCCGCGUUUUUCACCAGCUGCUGCCUGGAAAAAUUUAGCAUUAGAUUGUGAUGUAGCAACGAGUCCAGAUGAAACAACGAAUGUGUGCGAAAAGAAAAAUUAUAGUUCUUACAGUGCCAACGAUGUGGACGUGGACGAACCUUCACUGAAUCAGCAGUUGUUAGAAAGUCGAAUCGAACGUGUAUAUAGAGAUCCCAUUCCUGGAUUUCUCGACAAUAAAAGCGGAGAUAGUGGAAUUUCAGGAGAUGCUGGAAUGUUGCAGGAACGCCCUGAAAGUCCUACACUACGCGAUGGUCAAAACAAUGACAAAAUCGGUCCGUUUCUUUUACCAUGGACGCCACUGCAGGAUUUAGGAGAAGAAAGUAGUUCAGACGAUGCAGAAAUGGCCAACUCGAAAGAAGAAUUAUCGAAGUUGGUCAAUAGAGGUCAUGUCUUCAGUUUAUCCCUUCCACGUGAAAGUCAUUUGCUUGGUUAUGGCGGUGAAAAUCUUCAGUUAGCUGAUGCUAAAACAUUCAACAGUCUUCAAAAAUUAAAGCGCACAGUUUCAAGUGCAUUCGGCGGAAGCAAUGACAGUCGUGAGCAAAAUAAGCCAACUAUAUACCACAAUGAAAACUGGAUGUUGAGUCGUUCAGCGCCUAAUUCGAUAGAUAACAACCUAUUCACGCCAGUUCUCAAUACAACGUCAGAGUGUGGUGAUGAGAAUGAAGACUUCCUUCCGUAUGAAGAAGAUCGCCAUGAACGCACCGACGAAAUUGAAGAAAAGAGUCAACAUAAUGAAUAUCGUUCGUACCAUCGACGUCCACGGCAGCAGACACAAACUGAGCACAGCAAAAUCUUACCGCCUUCUUUUAACUAUCUUACGGGCGGCAAACAUUUGAUGUAUCUGCCGAAUCAAGAAAAUGCCAUUGGAUAUGACGAACGAGAUAGUUCACCGGUUAACAUAGGUAGCGAUCGUCGCUAUGGAGCCGAAGCUAUUGCUUCCGAAAAUCGAUCAUCAAGUUUCAACGAUGAAGAAUAUGAUGAACGAGAAAACUUACAAGAUCCACCUGAACUCGCAUUGAAUUCAAAUGGUAAUCAACAUUUAACUGACCUUGAGCCAUCGCAAUUUGCUUUCAAAAUGAAAAACAUCAAUUCCGGAAAGUCUCGAAACCAUCAUCGUUUUACAUUCCAAAGUACGGUCAGACAAAUCGAACGACGACGCCUAGCUGAACGAUUAUCAAAAGAUGCCGAACAGAAAGAAGCACAACGAUUAAGUGAACUGGAAGCAAUGCGUCGCGUUGAAGAAGAAUUUCAAAAAAAGAGGGCCAGAGAGAAGGCAACCAUCAGACACCAAUUGCGUCUAUAUUCGAUGGGUGAGAAUGAGACGGACGUGUUGGGCUACUCAACUGGUCAAUACACGAGUCUACCGAUUGAAUGGAAGUCAAAUGUGCCUCGAGACGAACCAGAUGGUGCCGUGUCGAGUCCAGCACCAAGUCCAACUUCGCAAAAUUAUUUACCAAUAAGCAAGUCUACUGAUAGCGAAACAUAUGUGGACACUAAGACACCGUACAUCUCGCGCAUAAUUGAACAGAAAAGCGGAAAAUUAUAUCGAAGUCAGAAUUCAAUGAAAAAUAUUGAUGUUAGGACUCCACCAACUGAGGUUUUAUCCGAGUUUCAUACCACACGCCGCGAGUAUGUCGAGUAUCGAAAUUCAAGGAAAACUCCUUCAAAUAAAUCAGGACGGACUGGUAGUAACUCAUUAAAUCCGAUGACCUACAAAUCAGCGAUUGAUGAUCAACCAUCGGAUAAUUAUCGUAAAUCGUUUGCACAUGGUCGAUCCAUAUGUAGUUCUGAUUCCGAUAUGUCGGGGCCUAUAAUUCGAAAUGUAACGCGACAUAAACAUCGAUCGAGGUCACCAAGUCCAGAAUUAUGACUGCAAGAGUGCACAUGAUAUUCAUUCAGCAUACAAAACAUAUUACUCCGAGAGUGAAAUACAUAUAACUUCCAGAAUGAGAUACUAAUUUUUGCUGUCUAGUCAAUAAGAGUAAACAAUAAAAUCUUUUGUUUUUCAGCAAUUUUUUAUCAUAGAAUCGAAUUAAAUUGUUUUAAUAAAAAUGUUUGAU
Bradysia coprophila is the source of this 4240-nucleotide messenger RNA. RefSeq lists its product as uncharacterized. Lineage: Eukaryota; Metazoa; Arthropoda; Insecta; Diptera; Sciaridae. The record is from RefSeq and is a predicted model, not a curated record.